This is a messenger RNA of Vitis vinifera (wine grape), 1662 nucleotides long. Its product is annotated as beta-amyrin 6-beta-monooxygenase. The transcript has 3 exons. The coding region runs from base 20 to 1471 and encodes 483 amino acids. Gene Ontology annotation, biological process: sterol metabolic process. Gene Ontology annotation, molecular function: heme binding; oxidoreductase activity, acting on paired donors, with incorporation or reduction of molecular oxygen; monooxygenase activity. The record is from RefSeq and is a predicted model, not a curated record. Lineage: Eukaryota; Viridiplantae; Streptophyta; Magnoliopsida; Vitales; Vitaceae.
GGUAUUUUGAGUAGGAAAAAUGGAUCUCUUCUCCGCCUAUCUGCCAUACCUUGUAGCCUUCUGUUUGUCUCUUCCACUCAUCAUCUUUGUCUUUCUAUACAAACCCUCCAACACAAAGCUCCCUCCUGGUAAAAUGGGGUUGCCCAUCAUCGGGGAAAGUAUUGAGUAUGGCUUAGCAGCCGCAAGGGGAAACCCACAGGGAUUCAUAGCUGAUAGAAUGACCCAGUACUCCCCCGAUGUGUUUCGGACCUCCUUGAUGGGAGAGAACAUGGCUGUGAUGUGUGGUGCGGCAGGGAACAAGUUCCUGUUCUCCAACGAGAACAAGCUUGUCAAGUCAUGGUGGCCACGCUCAGUCUAUAAAGUUCUCUACUUCCCAUCUCCUAACGACAAGGAUUCUUCUGGCGCAGCAGACUUGAUGAUGAACAUGAAGAGCUAUCUCAUCGAAUUUGUCAAGCCAGAUGCUCUGCAGCAGUACAUACCAGUCAUGGAUUCCAUGGCACGCGAACAUAUAGAUAUGGAUUGGGCUCCUAACAGAGAAGUGAAGGUGUUUCAAUUAGUUCAGAAGUACACCUUCGCAUUGGCCUGUCGCCUGUUUAUGUACAUCCAAGGCGAGGAGAAUAUUGCCAAGAUUGCUCACCCCUUCCAUCUUAUUGUUCAAGGGUUCAUGUCUGUUCCAAUAGAUCUUCCCGGUACUGGAUUCAAUCGUGGUAUCAAAGGAGGAAAAAUGAUCAGGGAAGAGAUUGAAGCGGUCAUCAAAAGGAGAAGAACGGAGUUGUUAGAGAAGGGAGUAUCAAAAGUCCCUGAUCUAUUGUCUCGAAUGCUCCUAUCUCCAGAUGAGAAAGGAAGGCAUCUGAAUGAUAUAGAGAUUAACAGUUAUAUGGUUGGUUUACUCCUAGCCAGCCAUGAUACCACGAGUUCCGCAAUAACUUUCACCCUGAAAUAUCUUGCACUGUUUCCUGAUGUACAUAAUAAGGUCCUGAAAGAGCAAAUGGAAAUAGCACAGUCCAAAGGUCCAGGUGAGCUUCUGAAUUGGAGUGACAUCCAGAAGAUGAAAUAUACUUGGUGUGUAGCAAGGGAAUCAAUGAGGCUUGCACCCCCUGCCCAAGGAGCUUUUAGAGAAGCCACAACUGACUUCACUUUUGCAGGUUUUACCAUUCCAAAGGGAUGGAAGACGCAUUGGUGUGUACAUUCAACACAUAAGAACCCCAAAUACUUUCCCAAUCCUGAGAAAUUUGAUCCAUCCAGAUUUGAAGGAAAGGGCCCUGAGCCAUACACUUUUGUACCUUUUGGGGGAGGACCUCGAAUGUGCGUUGGCAAAGAAUAUGCUCGACUGGAAAUACUUGUGUUUAUCCACAAUGUGGUGACCAAAUUCAAGUUAGAGACUGUGCUUGAAAAUGAAAAGAUUUUGUUUGGUUUGUCAGCCCUUCCGGCAAAAGGUCUCCCAAUUCGCCUCCAGCCUCAUCAAAACUAGACUGAAUUUCCACUUGCUAACUCAGCCAUGUCUGCGUACAAUCUCUAAGAAACACUAGACAGUUUUUUUCUUUUUCUUCAGUACUACCAAAUAAAUUGAAUAUAUGCAUAUGCAUAUAUACUAGUGUUCCACCACCGUGUUACCAAUGUAUGGAAUUGGCUUGCAAUUAAUAUGUAUGAAAUCCUUUUUCU